Kickxella alabastrina is the source of this 5055-nucleotide messenger RNA. RefSeq lists its product as uncharacterized. Gene Ontology annotation, biological process: regulation of ARF protein signal transduction. Lineage: Eukaryota; Fungi; Kickxellomycota; Kickxellomycetes; Kickxellales; Kickxellaceae. The transcript has 3 exons. The coding region runs from base 1 to 5055 and encodes 1684 amino acids. The record is from RefSeq and is a predicted model, not a curated record. Gene Ontology annotation, molecular function: guanyl-nucleotide exchange factor activity.
AUGGGGGAGAACGCCUCGGGUAGCCGCUCAGCGCAAGGCCAUCCGGGGAAUUUAAAUUCACCGCUGCGAAUCUAUACGCGGGCCAACAGCAACGAGCACACGGAAGAGGACUUGUCGCCACAGCCAGGCGAUGCAGCAAACGUGCUUCUGAGCAGUGCAUUUUCGCAGCCCUACGAAGAGGAGUCCAGCGAAUCGCAAUCGGGCGGCGGCAGUGGGUCUCAGACCACUGGGAGGGCUGCCAGAGUCGCGCCGCGUGUGGGCCGCCCCGGUGCGCACUACCACCCGCUGCCCAGCCAUUGGCGCGAGCCAGAGUCAGGCUCCAGCGGCGUGGGCUCGCCGGUCACGCCAGAUAAUGCCCUGGGAGACGAUUUUUCUGGGAACCCUGGCCUCGGGCUGCCGCGGUCCUACAACAGCCCUCGUGAGUACCAGCAGGCCAAGGCCAAGGCGAUGGGCCAGAGCCCAGUCAUGAGCCCGCGCAUCCAGGUGGGCGCCCUGAGAGAGGCAUUUGGAUCGACGUCAAGUCUAGAGUGGACGAACGAUCGGCCUGGCUCCAAUUACUCGUUACAGAGUACAGACCAACCAGGUCCUGGCUACCUGAGUGAAGCGCAGGCGGAGUCUCCACUGGACAUUCCCCCGCACGGCGGUCGCUUCCUGCCCUCGCUGAGCUCCAUGGCCGCCCGCCCGGGGGCUGUGCGCAGCGCGCUGGUUGUCCACAAUGGCUCAAGCAGGCAUCAUCCGUCGGCAUCGACAUCGUCGUCGCACUAUUCAUACAGCGUGAGUUCGCCACCCAUUCGCGGCAACGGCGCUACUGCCCAAUUUUCCAGUCCCAAGGACCCCUCCAACUUGUCAGCGGUGUUUGCUACUGCCUCCUCGCCUCCACCGAAUGUCUCUAUCGAGACAUCUACUGGGCAGUCGGAGGAUAUUGUGCGCAAGUACCUCGGCCUUCAAAGGCGCACUGCUAGCAGUAGCGGUCCCAUACAAUUGGUCGAGUCUUCGCUGCGCCAGCAGCCGCCGCACCACCAGCAAUCGGGCGCGGCUUCCCUAGUAGCCUCCGCGCAAAACCUGCCCAGCCUGUCUCCUCCAGGCCCGAAUGCGACCGCCAGCUCUGCGGACGCUGAGGAUGAGUCUUCGGGCAGCAUUGUUUUCCGGCGCGCGGUCUCAUCGGGUGAUCUGCCGAGCCUCGAAGAGCUGCACGGCAACAUGCAGAACAGCUCGGGCAGUGGCUAUGCAGACAACCGUAGCUUUUUGACACCUGACCUGGUCGAGUCGCCGCUGGAAGCCUUGGUCAGGCGUUUGACUAUCGAGCUGUUCCAGCUCUAUGUCAGCGAGGACCGUAAAACGUCCAAGAAAACUGCACCUCAAACGCAGCCAAGCGCAGGGCCACCAUACGGCCAGAGUCAGCAGCAGCAGCAGCCCCAUCAGGAGAAUUUCAGAGCUCAGGAACACGUUCGCAGUGGUCAGCAGCAGCAACAGACGGCAGACGAGUAUGAGGGGUUUGACAAUGUCGACGAUAGCACUCGAAACGAGUAUGUGCAGCAAUUCCGCCUUGGCCCCAGCCUGCAGUCGGGCUCGACUACGCCUGCAGUGACAAUGGAUGGCUACUUUGUUCCCCAAAAGGUGGAGGACACCGCCCCGACUGCCGAUACGAGCGAGGUUCGCCCGCGGCCGCGUCAUCGUCUGGUGCAGCGCACGUGGAUGGAAGAGGCACUUAUCAAGGCGCGGCGGGUAUCGACCAUCGACGAGAACGCAGAAGAGUCCAUCCUUGAGGGCCUGGCCCAGGCUAUUGCUAGGAAGCCGUCACCGAUGCAAGCUCCGAGUAUUCCUGCUGCGUCGUCAGAUGUGCCAAAGUCGCCAUCACCCCCGGGAGGCGGAGAUCUGGCCCAGUUUAUGCCUGGGUCAGGCGCUAGCAACUCUGCCAAUACAGCAGCAGCAGCACCGCUGCCGCGCGUGGCUCACCGCGGCCAGGCAUUGUUGGCAGCAGUUGGUGGCGCGCGGAAUGUUGCGCACCGCCAGGCCAGCAACGAGGGCAUGUGGGCGCGCGGUCGGAUCGACCUGGCCAUGCUCAGCGAGGAACCGUUGGAGAUUCUGGCCAACGAGCGCCCCGAGGGAAUUCCUGGCGCACUCCCCGACAGGUCCCACGCAGUAUCGCCUCGAGGCUACUACCGCGCGCGAGAUCCUGCCGCCCCCAACCGCAAGCUGCCCGCCGAGCGGCAAAUCAGGGACCAGGUGCUGUCAAGCAGCAUUUCGCCGGCGCGCGCCUCGCUACUUCGUGCGGUCGGACGUCGCCAGAGCGUGCGUCUGCAGCCUGGCAAGGGCCAGAUUGUUGUCGCUGACAUGGAAAUGGGAACGCGCACGACUUCGGUCGAUGAUGGCAAUGCCGGCAUUUCAGUGCCUGCGGCUAUGGGGCCUGAUUCGAUGACCCGGGCCAAGCGCGCAACGUCGCUCCCCGAGCGCAUGCAGGUACCGGAGACCAAGGAGGUGUCCUACCGCGAUCUGCAGCUCAAGGCGGCCCGACCGGUGGAACUUAAGAGAGCGCGCAAGUCGCGGGCGCGCAUGGUGCACCGUGCUGAGCGCAUGAUGCUUGGGGGCUCGAAAUCCGGCAACGCGCGCAGCGAUGAUACGCACGAGUCCCUUGCGAGUCACUCGCACAACAGGACUGGCAGCCGCCCGGACAUUGACCAGCAGCUCAUCAAGGUUGAACUCCCACCUCCUGUGCCACUGCGUGUGCGCCGUGAGCAGGUUAGAAUUGUGCCCGAGCCGCUGAUAAUUGUGCGGCAGCUGGCCAAACACCAGCAGAGCAUUGGGCGGCCAACUCAACAAGUGCUAUUGCGGCAGUCGCUUCAGGGCAGAGCAGAGGGUGCAGGCAUGGGCUUGGAUGAGCAGAAGCUCCUACGGGUGCACAACCAGCUGCUGGGCGCGCAAGCGGUGCUUUCACGGCAUAACAGCCUGAUGCGCAACGCGGUGUCGUCAAAGCCGGGAAGCGGUCGUAGCACGCCGGGUGGCGGCAGCGCGACUGCCGCUGGUAAGGAGCUGUCGUUGAAGGCAUCAGUCCAGGCUAUGGUGGUCCCCCCGCUAGUGCAAAACACCGUGCGCAAGGAGGCACUCGAGAUUGUCAUGCUGGACAAUGCAUUGGACGACCGCAUGGAGGACACAGAGAAGCAGCUGAUCGAGGAGGCCAAGAUACGUCGUCGCCGUGAUCGGCGCGAGAACGUUCAGGACAAUGUCGCAGAUACUGAGGACAGCGAGGCCGGUCUGGUCAAGCCAUGGCGCAAUGCGCGGCGGCGCUCGACGCUGCGCAAGAAAGAGCGGCCCCAGCAAAAUCAACAGCAGCAGCAGCAUACUUCGCAACCGCAGUCCACCACCGCCGUUUCUGCUACUUCGACUGCAAGCGAGCCCACACUUCCCAGAAGCGUUCUGCCGCGCGGCCGCCGUUUACUACUUCACGGUCCGGCCUUCCGCAUUUACUCCGGGAUAAGAGCGCGGCCAGACACAUAUCUGUUCCUCUUCACCGACAUGAUGGUCGUCACAACGCGAUUCAGCCCGGCAUCCUCAUUUGUCGGCGUCGACCAGAUGUCCAUGGCAUUCAUGGCACCGCCGUCCUCAGAUCCAAGCAGCAUCCCUGCUGACUCUCGCUUCAAGUUCCACAUUGCAAUCCCGCUAGCUCGAAUCACAACCGCGCUCAAAACCAUGCGUGAAGGUGGCUCCAAGCGCCCAGAACACGUCGGAGGCCGUGGUCUACCUGAUCAACCGCGACAUUAUCGAUCCGGUUCCCGACACAGUGGCCGGCUUCUUGUACCGCUGCACCGCACUCAGCCGCCGCCAGCUCGGCAGCUUUCUGGGAACGGAAUUCUGGGCGAGAACUUGCACGAAAACCCGACAACCGAUGAGAUCGAGCAAGAGAAGCUGUUCCACCGCCAGAUCUGGAUAUCCUUCCUCGACCGCUGCAACAUUGUCGGCGUGCCCAUCGACGAGGCGCUACGCUCGGUGAUGUUCUAUGUUCGGCUGCCUAACAACCAGCUAUCAAUCAGUGUGCUCCUCGAGAUUGCAGCGCUGCAGUGGUUUGCAAAGAAUAUUGAACACGGCCAGUCGGGCAAAGUGUACGUUCCAGACUCACAGGACAUGGCGAUCAAGCUGGCGUUUGCGAUCAUAACGCUCAACACCGGGCUGCACAACCCUCUGCUGCGGGGCGAGACCCAGCCUGAGGUGGCCUAUCGCGACCUGCUCCUCAAAUUCCGCGCGUCAGUCGUGGACGACCCCGCGGUUGCCGGCAAGCGCAAGGGCAAUGUCCUGCGGAAGCGCGACCAGCCACGGGUGGUCACCAUCAUGGAGGUGCCGACUGAGCGCCUCAAAGCCAUCUACGAGCGCGUGGCAGCCAACCGCCUGGUGACGUGCUCCGACGCGCGCCCGUCGGCGCCCGAGUUUGACGUGGACUGGAUCCGUGACGCCGGAGACAUCAACGCUCUGCCGCUGACCGACGAUCAAGUUGAGCAGGAGAUCGAGGAGAUCUACUGCGAUCCCGGGUUCCGCGACGGCGUGCUCUUCAACGCCUCGAGCGACCGGCUGCCCGCAAAGUUUAAUAUCGAGCCGCCCGCGUGGCUGCGAGUCACCAUCCGCAUCCCCGAGCCUGACUCCAAGCUGUCGAUCCGCAUUCGCGUGCGGAGCAUGCCGGCCGAUCCGGCGCCUUCGGCGGCCGGUGCCGGACAAUCCGAACUCAGCUGGAAGCGCAGUGACGAACAGGGCAACCGGGCGCGGCACAUGUUUGGCAUGGACUCUCAGCCGACAAAGUCCCGAUGGGUGCACUGUCUGGAAGCGGCGCUGAACAGCUCUUCCGACGUCACGCAGGAUGAAAUUCUGAGUCGCGUGGACAACGCCACCCGCUCGCUGACAGCUCUUGCGCCGCAGCCGCCCAUUGCUGGAUCUGAGCAGCUAAAGCCCCCUGGCGACAAGGCGGAUGGCGCAACGCUUGGUCGCGGGACAGUCACCGCUGUGACAGGCAUCUCUGCAGACCAGUCUAUUUCUCCUCUACAGCUACUCGAUGCACUUCAUCACUUGUGA